Molecule: messenger RNA, 6636 nt
Organism: Labrus mixtus (cuckoo wrasse)
Lineage: Eukaryota; Metazoa; Chordata; Actinopteri; Labriformes; Labridae
Product: BRD4-interacting chromatin-remodeling complex-associated protein
Exons: 14
Coding region: 296-4099 (1267 amino acids)
Biological process (GO): positive regulation of DNA-templated transcription
Cellular component (GO): SWI/SNF complex
Source: RefSeq, a predicted model, not a curated record
UCCCCUCCUCUCUCCUCCUUUUAGCAUCUGAAAAGACCACUGAGUGAGAAUCGAUGGCGCAGAGGCCCGCUUGACAGGACAAUAAACCACAAAGAAGGGCCUCUCCACCCGCUCAGUGAGGACCGCAGAGAUGCCCCAGCAGAGGGAGGAGGACUCGUCUGCGUCCCGCCGCCCCGGCCUGGCAUCCCUCCUCUGCCGCCUCCAGACACUGAAACCCGGCCACGACUUCCCAUGAGGCCACCAGCAGAAACUCAGCUCGCCCGCUCUGUAUGGGGCCUCUCACAUAUGAAUUGACAUGGAGGAUGAAGAUGGGACUUGUCUACUUGAUGUUUUGUGUGACCCCCAGGCCCUGAACGACUUCCUCCACGGGACCAAUGAGCUGCAGACUGAAGACCUGCUCAUUAACUCGUCCUCCGGGGAGCCCUCCCUCUUCACAGACGCCCCGAGCCCCGUCUCUCUGCUGGGAGAUGGCAGGGAUUCCCCCGACACGCCUCCGCCCGGGUGUGUGGAUCUGUCCUUCCUGGAGGAGGCCCUCCUGUCAUCGCCGGAGGGUGGGGACGACCCACAGGUGGAGCAGAGGGGGGGGACACUUGUGGAGGCUGGAUUUGAGGCAAAGAAGGGAGAGGUGGAGGAGGCGGGGGAGGCAGAGGUGGCGUGUGACAUCCUGCAGCAGAGCCUGCAGGAGGCAGAGAUCACAGAGCAGACUAUGGCUCUGGAGGCCGGUCUGCAGGGGGACAGCCUGUCUCUGUACUCCCCCACCCCUCUCCUCUCCCCCCCCACUCUACCCUUCAUACAUAAGUCUGUGACCUUACCCCAGAUCCCCCCCAUGCUGCCCAGAGACACCCAGGCAGCGGUGGAGCCCCCCCAGCCGUCCCUCCUGGCCGUCGGUCCGGGCUGCCCUUCUCUGAAACCUGUGGCCCCCCCUCAGCUGAGGGGGCUCCUGCCUGGAAACGUGUUCCCCGCCGCCCCCCCAGAGACCUCCUUCUCUCUGAGUCCUGCACAGGGGUCCAGCAUGAUCCUCCACAAAGCUGUCCCCGGUGUGACCGGUCGCCCUCUCCUCACGCCCACCCUCAGAGCAGCAGCGACGCCGGGCAUCAUCCUGCAGCGCGCCCCCCUCGCCAUCCAGCCCAAGCUGCCCAUCAGCAUCCAGCCCCGCCUGGUCCAGAUCAGCCCCAAGCCUCCUGGGCAGAAACACGCUCCUGGUCUCACGUUUGUCCCGGGGACCACCUCCCCAAAUAUUUUACUCUCACAACCUGCGGGUCAGAAGCCCUCGGCCCCCCAGCCGCAGCCCCCCCAGCAGCUCCACAAACAGCUCAGCCUGCAGCUGGUCAACCAGGGGGGCUCCUUCCUGCUCCAGCAUCAGGGACUCUUCCAAGGCCAAAACCAGUUCCUUCUUCCAGGCCAGUCUCCGGUGACGCUCGCUCAGCCCGCCGGUGCUGCUCGCCCCCUGCUGGCCCCCGGCCACCACGCCCCCCCGAUCCACGGCCUGACCCCCUCCACUGGGCAGCUGGUGGACGGCUCUCAGAUCCUCACUGUGCCCCAAAGACAGCUCAGCUUCAGCCCCGUGUUCACCACGCAGACCGGGCAGCUCGCCCUCCGACAGGCCACCGUGCUUUCAGGACCCCUGCAGCUGCAGUCGGCGCCCCCUACCGUCUUCCAGAUGCCUGCACAGCUGGCUGGAACCUACACACCGGGGGGGCAGGGGCAGCGUGCCACCCUGGUCCACAGUCCCGCUCUCGGAAACCACAUCACCCUGAUCAACAGUUCAGGAGUUCUUCCGCCCGAUCUCACGUCCAUCUCGAUCCUGAACGGCCCCUCGGUGGUUCAGGGGCUUCCCUUCGCCGCCCCGGCCCCUCAGAGCGCCAUGGCAGACGGACAGCUGAGCCUCCAGCAGGCGUCCGUGGUGCUGCUGCCGGAGAGAGCCGUGCAGGAGGAGAGGAUCGGCUCAGAGGAGACCUUCCACCAGCUACCACAGCAGUACGGACACGUCCUCCAGCAGGUCCCGGUUCAGCCCCCCUCUGCAGGUCUGCAGCCCUCUCCUCCUCCCCCUCCUCCUCCUCCUCCUCCUCCUCCCCCUCCUCCUCCUCCUCCUCCUGUGGUCACAGUCCUGCAGCCUCCACCUGAACCUCCUCUGGCUCCCGACCCCGCUGUGGAGAUCCCCAAACUCCUGAUCCCCCCCGCAGACCUGAGCCAAACGGUGGAGGAUGCGGCGCACUCCCUGAGCCAGAACGAGGCCUUUAUGCAACAUCUGCAACAGCAAGCACUUAGCUCUCCGCUCACCUCGGACUUGUUGGUCGGGGGUCUGCCCGUGGUGCCGAUGGACUCUCUAAACUCUCCGGUCCCCGAUGAGACAGAGACUCAGCCUCAUGUGUUCUCUGUUCAGGACUCGCACUCUGUGCUGUCUGACCCGUGUGCGGAGGAUUCCCCGCUCCACUCAGACCAGGAGGACACACAGCUGAUCUGCUCCCCCCUCGAUCCGGUCCAGGAAACAGAGACACCAGAGACUCCGGCUGGUUUCUCCCCUCCUGCUGCGCCCGAGAGUUCAGUCCCCCAGACCCCGGCUCCGCAGCCUUGUGGCGAGUCACAAGUCCAGUACCAGAUCCCUCAUCAGGUCUCGCAGGCCUCGUUUGCCCAGAAAGCAGGACCAAUCCAGCCGUAUGUGUCCCAGCCUCAGUCCUCGGUCCAGAACAGUCCGCCUCCUCUGCGCGUCUCGGUGCCUCAGCAGCCGUCUGACCUCACGGCUGCUCCUGCGAGUCUCUCCACAGGAGGAGACGAGCCCGCUGUCCAACAGCACACACACAACAAGCCAACAGCUGCCUUGGUCGUAGAGAGUAAAGCGUUUACUCUCGACGUCCAUCCUUCCUCUCCUGCAGCGCCGGGUCUCCAGGUUCAGGGGCCCCCAGCUCCCAGUGAGGGGGCCCCCACCCAGAAGAGCCAGCAGACCAGCACCAAGCUGGCAGCUCCGCCCGAGCAGCAGAGAGACGAGAGGCUCACACCAGCAAUGCGCCGGCACAGAUUCCAGCAGCAGAUUUGUUCGGACCACCGAGCGGUCCACACCCCCUUCACCGGCCCGGCCUUUCCCACGCUGAAGGACGCUGUCAGACGCCUGCUGCCGUACCACACCUGUGCAGGUCACCUGCCCACUCAGGAUGACUUCACCUCAGUGGAUCAGGAGUUUGACAGUGUGUCCGGUUUCCUGCUGAAACGUACCAAGGACAUGGUGAACAAAUACAGGCAGCUACUGGUGAGAGAAGCUCAGCAGGACAGUCCGUCGGCAGAGAUGGUGAUGUUGGAGCGUCUCUUCCUUCAGGCUGAAAGAAGCUCUUUAGCCGAGGACAGACGGCGAGUCCGCAGAGACCCAGAGUCCUUCAUGAUGGCCUUGGCUUCAUCAGCGUCUUCCCCCAACAGUGCCCCCUCCUCCUCCUCCUCCUCCUCUGGCCCCUCCCACUCCUGCUCCUCCGGCAGCCCCUCCUCCCCCCCGGCCUGGACCCGACUGUCCGACCGACCCCCCGGCCUGAAGACGUACCGCUCCAGCUCCCGCGGGGCCCUCAGGCUCACCAUCAAGCAGGAGUCCGGCUCCCGGAAGGUGGUGCACAACUCGGCCUGCGACCCGGGACUCAAGAGGGACCACACGGGUCAGCUGACCAACGGGGGGGGUGGCGGCGCCGUGACCGAACGCCACCCUCAGGCACCGAACGGAGCGCCCCAGCAUUCUCGGCAGGACCAGGAUGUGUCAAACGGAGCUCUGCCUUGUGACUCAGUAGAGACAACGCCCGGUUCCAAAAGUAAAGCCCCAAAACCUGCUCUCUCCAUGCCGGGGGGGGACGGACGCUUCGAGCUGAGAGGUGACGUUGGCGCCCCCAAACUGAAAUGCUUCAGGGCGGACGCGUCGCCUCGGUCGGAGCAGAGCUUCAGCCCCCCUCCGCCUCCCCCUCCCCCCCUCCAAGAGGACAACAUGCUCAGUGAACAUCUGCAGAGUGCCAUCGACAGCAUCCUGGAGCUGCAGCGCCUGCAGGGCCCCUCCGCAGCCCCGAGCAGGGCGCCGUCCGGCCCCUCACUGGACCAGGCGGUCACCAGCAUCAUGGGGGGGCACCUGUGAGGUAACCCCGCCCCCUGACAAGAUGUCCAGGUGGGAUCAAAACAUAAAACUUCUUAUCUGUUCCUGGAGCUGAAAGAGAUUUAGUUUGAGCGAGCGAGCGAGAGGAGAGAGAGUCCAGAGGCACUAUAAAGAGAAAGCAGACAGCAGCACUAUAGUCCCAUAGGUGUUAGAUACUUCAUUUGAUGUUUGUGGAAAAAAAAAGUCUAUUUGAAUAGGAGCUCUAUUGUUUCAGUGGUAGUGAAGUCAUUCAGAGGUUUACGACACUUCAUCAGCGUAUAGAAUAUAAGAAGUCAUAGUGAGGAUACCGAGCAACACGUGGAGAUUAUUCCAUCCUUUUUAUAAGAUUUCUUUACAAAAAUGUGAACUUUCUUUUUUGCAUAGUGCCAAGCUUCCAGGGUAUUUAUUUUGAUAAUCUGUGCCAACUGUGUUUUCAGAUGAGUUGAGCAAAGCAGCGAGUGUGUGUGUGUGUGUAUGUGUGUGUGCAUCCUGCAGCGGGACAGUGCAUAAACCCCCCCGCCCGCCCUGCAGGCUUCCAUCAUCUCCGCUUAUCGAAUGAAAACUCCAAAGAAUUUGUGACUUGCUACAUCCUGAGUACACCAGCAGACGUCCUUGUGUUGUGUCUCUUUGUCGAAGCAGAAAGAAGCCGAGGGGAACACGAAGAAGAAAGAGAUUUGUGCUUUUUUUUUUUUUCAAAGUUCAGAGCCUUGUUGUUUUUUAUUCACGCUGGAGUCUGACUGUGAAACACUUCCAGUUUUUAGAGACAUGAAAACGUGUCCCAUGUGUGACGUAUUAAUAACAUUUAAAGCAAUAAUGAUUCGGGGGUUUGUUAGCAGCGGUGCUGGUGCAGGAAGGAGGAGGAAAACAAACAGGUCGUUUCCACUGCACGGUGUCGCUCAACUUGAAACUUUUCCAUAUCCAGAGGUCGUCGAUAGACCCUGCUACCUUCUUGGUAUUCUUCGGGUGUUCGGCUGAGGUUCAAAGAGAGCUGAGUAGAUACUAAACGGUGAUUUGGAAACACUGCAGACAACCACUAGGCCAGAGGGGGAAAGGAUUUUUUUUUCAUCGGUUGUCUGCAGCAGCAGCUUUGCAAAGAUCUGAAACACACACACAGCAAAAAGGUAAAAACUCCCUGAAGCUGCAUCUUCUCAGAGAAGAGAUAAAAAUAGUCAAGAUCUUGAGAAAAGGGCGUUACCUUCCUGUGAAGGGUAAACAGAGAAAAUCAAAUGUAUGGAUGCAUGUCCACUUUGGGCUUCCAUAGUUUUCUUAAUUUCUCUGUGUGCAAUGUUGAGUUAAAAAGUGCAAAAUGAGACUUUGAGACAUCUCACUUAAAGGAGCAGUAUGUAACUCUGACCCCUAGUGGUUAAAGUGGGUACUGCAGUCUAAAUUCUAAACAUCAUAGAGAGCUGUCCCCCCCCCCCCCCCUCUAGAGUCCAUGCUCACACAGGUCACCAUGUGGUGGAUACUGAAGCUUCAGUGUUUAUCCAGCUCUGCAUGGGUCUGUAAACCUUUCUGUGUUCUAACCUCUCUCCAUUUUUCAAAAGCAUCUCCAAUAUUGAUCCUAGUUUGAGCACACAAAAACAGUCGAGUCGAGCCGGUGCCGUGCAGUGUGGGAAAACGAGGCCAGACAGUUUUUUCAUGACAGAAGGAUUCUUCUCUCUGUUGUCACUGAAGCCCUGAGUAGUUUAGAAAUCAUGUUUCAAACAUGUGUGAGGGUCACUUCAUGACACCAACACUGCAGGUUGUUUCCCCCCCAACACAGCGUUCAGAACGUCAGCCUCUCUGCAUCAUCAAACAGCCUUUAAACCAAAAUAAAAGACGAGAAAUCAUCCGCUUCACAUUCUCACAUCUACAGUCCUCUUCAUGCUUUAGGUUAUCCGUUUGAAUUCAUCCACGAUGAGUCGAAUAUUUUAACGCAGCGUUUGUGGAGCGAUAAAGCUCCUGCGACCUUUUCUGUUAAUGUGACAAUCUUAUUGGUCCGUUUGGGGAAACUGUCAGAGAUGAGGUUUCUUGGUGUAACUUGUGCAAAAGAUUCUUUCACCUUAAAGGUCAAAAUGUUAAAAAGCUGCACAUUUCUCCUCAAGAUGAAGUGAUAAUGUGUUUUUGCAGAUUGAGGAGGGGGAGAAGGUUCGACUCUGGAUAUGAAAAUGUUUGUGACAUGCCUUAUUGUUUACUCUUCAUACCUUUAAUUUGCCAAAAGAAGAUCAUCGAUGUGAUGUUAGAAACGCUUCCAGAGAUUUGUGGCUACGAUCAAACAGGCCGUUUUAUUUUUUUAAAUCUCAUUUUUAUUUGAAUUUAAACGUCACAUUUUCUUUUGUUGGAAAAAAACAAAAGGAGUUAUAAUAUGCAGUAAUUUAGUGAUGUAAUCCUCGACAGUAGUACGGGGAGGGAAACACGCCAGAGAUUUUAUAAACGAGUUGAGAAACGCACUUUGAUACCACUCGUUGCUCUACGCUGCUUACGAGCCACCAGUUAGCUUAGCUUAGCAUAAGGAGCUGGGAGGAGAACAGCUCACCUGACUGUUUGGAAAGGGAACUAAA